This is a messenger RNA of Beta vulgaris subsp. vulgaris (sugar beet), 489 nucleotides long. RefSeq lists its product as uncharacterized. Lineage: Eukaryota; Viridiplantae; Streptophyta; Magnoliopsida; Caryophyllales; Amaranthaceae. The transcript has 2 exons. Bases 1 to 489 code for a protein of 162 amino acids. The record is from RefSeq and is a predicted model, not a curated record.
AUGAGGUUCGGUAGGAAAGGGAAGCUAAGUCCUCGUUAUAUUGGACCCUAUGAGGUAUUGGAAAGAAUUGGACAAGUGGCUUAUAGGAUAGCCUUACCUACAAAAUUAGCCAAGGUUCAUAAUGUUUUUCAUGUGUCUCAACUUCGUAAAUACAUCUCUAACCCCUCCCAUGUUAUUCAACCUGAAACCAUUGAACUAGAUGAGACCCUUACUUUUGAAGAACGUCCUAUUAGAAUCCUUGAUUCCAAAACAAGAAACACCCGAAGCAAGGCAAUAAAAUUAGUCAAAGUUUUAUGGUCUAAUCAUGAAAUCGAGGAAGCAACGUGGGAAAGAGAAGACGACAUGAGAAAGCUUUAUCUUGAACUCUUUUUUGAGUGUAAUCAAAAUGAUAAGGAACUAACCCUUGCAGGAAAAGAGAAAAAGCUGGUUCCUGAUCCUGAUAACCCUGUGCCUGAUCCCCUUGAGGAGCCAGGAACAGGAGGAACUUAG